AUAACAAUGGAUUGGAAAAUAACAAUAUUCACAUACAAUCUGGCCAUGAAGGCGUCGGAUUCCGAAGCAGUUCAUAAUAUGCUCAAUGGAAUGAUCGAUGAUCACACUCAUUUAGUUGCAAUAGGAUUGCAAGAAGUAGCUCACUCUGAGACAAUCGGAGGAGCCGUACUUACAUGGGCAACGACCAUAGCCUCAUGGAUGAAUACAAAUGGAAGAAUGGUUCUUCUGGCAAAAACAUUUCAAGCCACGAAUCAAGUGUUGAUUUUCGGAAGGAAACAACUUAUUGGGCAGAUAAAACGAAUCGAUUAUCGCUUCCAAAGAAACACAAUGGGUGGGUUAACAGGACAUAAAGGAUCAAUUGGUGUACGUCUUCAACUUGCAAGCCCCUACUCAAUAGUAUUCGUUGAUAGUCACUUCAUACAUGGCCCCGAGAAUUACGGGAAGCGCGUUGAACAGUAUCAUACCAAUAGAAAUUGCUCGUUUCCAGAGGAUAAGAGUGUCAGAGCAGCAUUCUGGUUUGGUGACUUCAACUUUCGCGUAGAAGAGGAUGUGAAUACAGUCAUUAGAAAAAUCAAAAAUGGAACUCAUCUAGAACUACUCGAUACACGUGAACAAUUGAAAAGAGCAUUAGUUGAGCGUGAUGCAUUCAUUGGCUUUCACGAACAACCGGUUACAUUUGAACCAACUUAUCGGGUUACUGUAGGCACUACAGAGCAGGAUGGAAAACGCGUUCCAUCGUGGACUGAUAGAAUAUUGUACAAAGGAGAUGGAAUUACUGGAUUGUCAUAUACUAACAAUAAAAAAGCAGUGGCAAGUGAUCACCUACCUGUAGUUGCAAUGUUUAGAGUUACUGCACCCGCUGCACCAAAACCACAAUGGGAAGUAAUUUUUGAGCAUCUACCCACUUGGUACACAUCAAUUCCAUUAGUUGGAAGAUUCCAAGUGAAUGAAUUAUAUUACAAAGAAAAUGGAAGUUAUCGUGAUUGGAUUGGAGUUUUUCCGUCCAGCAUCAACGACUGUACCACUGCCACAAAUUGGAUCUAUGCUGCCACUUGUUUUGAGCAAGUAAUUGAAGGUAGCAAAUUUCUGGCUUGUGAAUUCAAUAAUAUUCCUGCUGGAAACUACCGUCUUGGAUAUUUUUCUUGUCAUCUUCAUUGUCUUGUUGGAUUGUCAAAAGUCUUUCAAAUAGUUGAACAACCAUAGCUGUAUUAUAAUAUAUUAUACCGUAUAUCUUCUAUUAAUAUGGCCUCCCUAUUAGACUUGCACUCACUAUUAGUAUUUCCCCUCGGAGACCUUCCGAAAAUUAGUAUGGUACUCCCUAUUAGUGUUACACUCCCUAAUAGUCUUGCGUUUACUUCUUUGGUGCAAACCCUCUUUAGUAAUUUAAAGAUUUUUAUAACACUUAUUGCUUAUUUUGCAACAGUUUUUCACAACAGUUCUACGAGAUUAAACGUUUUUGAACUUA
This is a messenger RNA of Caenorhabditis elegans, 1465 nucleotides long. RefSeq names its product Inositol polyphosphate 5-phosphatase (gene inpp-5K). The record is from RefSeq and is marked reviewed. Gene Ontology annotation, molecular function: phosphatase activity. Bases 7 to 1203 code for a protein of 398 amino acids. The transcript is spliced from 6 exons. NCBI's taxonomy places the organism in Eukaryota, Metazoa, Nematoda, Chromadorea, Rhabditida, Rhabditidae. Gene Ontology annotation, cellular component: cytoplasm; presynapse. Gene Ontology annotation, biological process: phosphatidylinositol dephosphorylation.